AUGCGGCCCCUGACAGAAACCGAGACGCAGACGCUCUUCCAGAAGCUGGCGCAUUACACCGGCAACUCGCUCAAGAACCUCAUCGCGCCUCUGGACGACUCGCCCAACGCCGACCGCUAUGUCUUCAGGAUACACAAGGACAGGGUCUACUACGUGCGCCUGUCCAUAGCCAAUCUGGCCGUGUCUAUUGAACGCGACAAGCUCGUCUCCCUCGGCAUCUGCCUCGGCAAGUUCACCAAGUCGGGCAAGUUCAGGCUGCACAUCACGUCGCUGCCCAUCCUGGCCGAGCACGCGCGGUACAAGAUCUGGGUCAAGCCCAACGGCGAGAUGCCCUUCCUGUACGGCGGCAACAUCGUCAAGGCGCACGUGGGCCGCUGGUCCGAGGACUGCCCGGAGCACCAGGGCGUCAUCGUCUACUCCAUGAACGACACCCCGCUCGGCUUCGGCGUCACCGCCCGCUCCACCGCCGAGGCGCGCCGCCUCGACCCCACGGGCAUCACUUGCUUCCGCCAGGCCGACUGCGGGGAGUACCUGCGCGAUGAGGAUAAUCUGUUUGCGACGGGUUGA
Messenger RNA from Diaporthe citri, 567 nucleotides. RefSeq lists its product as uncharacterized. The record is from RefSeq and is a predicted model, not a curated record. Lineage: Eukaryota; Fungi; Ascomycota; Sordariomycetes; Diaporthales; Diaporthaceae. The transcript is spliced from 2 exons. Gene Ontology annotation, cellular component: nucleus; preribosome, large subunit precursor; nucleolus. Gene Ontology annotation, biological process: ribosomal large subunit biogenesis; ribosome assembly. Bases 1 to 567 code for a protein of 188 amino acids. Gene Ontology annotation, molecular function: RNA binding.